Molecule: messenger RNA, 2172 nt
Organism: Quercus lobata
Lineage: Eukaryota; Viridiplantae; Streptophyta; Magnoliopsida; Fagales; Fagaceae
Exons: 2
Coding region: 1-2172 (723 amino acids)
Biological process (GO): DNA integration
Molecular function (GO): nucleic acid binding; RNA-DNA hybrid ribonuclease activity
Source: RefSeq, a predicted model, not a curated record
AUGGUCUCACCCAAAACCGUCAAGGAUGUUCAAAAACUCACAGGAAGAAUAGCAGCUUUAAACAGGUUCGUCUCUAGGGCCACAGACAAAUGCCUGCCUUUCUUUAAGACAUUGAAGCAGGCUUUCGCCUGGACCGACGAGUGCGAAGCAGCAUUCCAAGAGCUGAAGCAAUACCUGAGCAGUCCACCUCUCCUAAGCCCGUCCAAAGAAGGAGAAAACCUAUACCUGUACCUGGCGGUGUUAGCCUCGGCAGUAAGUGCAGCUUUGAUUAGGGAAGAGGGCAAGAAGCAACUCCCGGUUUAUUACGUCAGCCAAGCUUUCCAAGGGGCUGAGUCCAGAUACCCAAGGAUCGAAAAGAUUGCGUUUGCACUAAUAGUGGCCUCGCGCAAGCUCAGGCAAUAUUUCCAGUCAAAUCCUAUUCUUGUAAUGACGGACCAACCAAUCAAGAAGUCAAUGAGCAAGCCAGAAGCAGCAAGGAGAAUGGUCCAGUGGGCAAUUGAACUUAGUCAAUUUGACAUCGAGUACCAUCCAAGAACAGCGAUCAAGGCACAAGCUCUGGCGGACUUCAUCACCGAAUUCAUGUUCCCUGACGAAGACAGGAUUACCGACGAAGCAGAUAAACUAAUAAUACAGACUGAUGGUUCGUUAGCCCAAAAAAAGGGGGGAGUAGGAGCCAUCAUAACCACCCCCGACGGAAAAGUGCUGAAAUAUGGGGUCCAACUAAAGUUCCCAGCCACCAACAACGAAACUGAAUACGAAGGAAUACUGACAGGACUGAGGCUUGGGAAAGCUCUUGGUACCAAAAAUUUGUUGAUCCAAAGUAAUUCAAAACUAGUGAUUGGACAGAUCAAGGGAGAAUACGAGGCAAAAGAAGAAAGGAUGCAGAAGUACCUCAAGUUGGCAAGACAGCUAGCUCAAGAAUUCGAUACAGUGGAGUUCAUACAAAUCCCAAGAAGUCAAAAUAUGGGGGCUGACGAAGUGUCAAAGCUAGCGUCAUCAAAAGAAGAAGGGACUAGCACGGACCUGGCAAUGGAAGUCCAAAAACACCCUAGUAUCGAGGAAGUUGCAACCUUCACCAUCCAGAGCACUGAUACCUGGAUGAAGCCCAUAAUAUCCUUCCUCCAGGACGGGCACCUACCUCAAAACACUGAAGAAGCCAGAAAGAUCAAGAAGAGGGCAGCCAGAUUCACGAUCUUGAAUGACGUCUUGUACAAGAGAGGCUUCUCUAUGCCCUACUUGAAGUGCGUUGACGAGGAAGAGGCCAAAUAUAUCUUGGAAGAAGUACACGGAGGAAUUUGUGGCGACCAUACUGGUUUCAGAUCCCUAGUAAACAAGGUGGUAAGGGCAGGAUAUUUUUGGCCAACCAUGCAGGUGGACGCUGCUGAGAUCGUCAGGAGGUGCGACAAAUGCCAACGAUACGGAAAUGUGCAGCGGCUUCCAGCAGAGAAAAUGACGACCAUAGCUUCCCCAUGGCCAUUUGCGCAAUGGUUCGGGAUUCCCUCGACGAUCAUAUCAGACAAUGGAAGGCAGUUCGACAGUCAAGGCUUCAGGGAAUUCUGCUCAAGUCUUGGGAUCAAGAAUCAGUUCUCAUCCCUAGGGCAUCCUCAGGCAAAUGGACAGACGGAAGUAACGAACAGGACGCUGCUCAAAAUUAUCAAAACCAAGCUGGACGAAGCAAAAGGUGCCUGGCCAGAAGAACUGCCCAUUGUCCUGUGGGCUUACAGAACCACAGCCAGAACCCCGACAGGAGAGACACCGUUCAAGCUUACUUAUGGCACAGAAGCAGUAAUCCCAGUGGAGGUCGGGGUAACGAGCAUCAGACGAGAAACUUUCACAGAAGGACUCAAUGACGACGAAUUACGACUCAACCUGGACUGCCUGGACGAAGUAAGAGACAACGCAUCCAGUAGGAUGACAAAGUAUCAAAAAAAGAUGGCCGAGUAUUACAACAAAAGGGUCAAACUCAGGCGACUGGACAUAGGUGACCUCGUCCUGCGCAAGAUCACUGCAGCAACCAAAAACCCUACUCAAGGAAAACUGGGCCCUACAUGGGAGGGGCCUUACCGCGUCAUUCACUACUCAAGACAAGGAAGCUACCAUCUGGAAACCCUGGACGGACAAAAGCUCCCUCGGCCAUGGAAUAUUGAGCAUUUAAAGAAGUACCAUGAGUAA